Amaranthus tricolor (Joseph's coat) is the source of this 1390-nucleotide messenger RNA. Its product is annotated as jasmonate-induced oxygenase 2-like. Lineage: Eukaryota; Viridiplantae; Streptophyta; Magnoliopsida; Caryophyllales; Amaranthaceae. The transcript has 3 exons. The record is from RefSeq and is a predicted model, not a curated record. The coding region runs from base 189 to 1220 and encodes 343 amino acids. Gene Ontology annotation, molecular function: dioxygenase activity.
AAAUUAGAAAUGGUUUUCAACAGCACCCAGAGAAUUCCAAAUUCAUGGCACAUGAACUUCUGCUCCUAUAAUCCAAAAACUGGGGAAGAGUCAAAAUCGCUAAAAUUCUUGUAUAAAAACUUAACAUAUUAAUCCAAUUAGCAAUCUCCCAAAUUGAAUCGCAAAAUAAAACUAGGGUUUCAGUACUGAUGGGGGAUGUAAUUCCAGAUUUUAUUCAACCCACUGAAUUCCGCCCAAAUUCCACCAUCAUAAUGGAAUCAAAAGAAAUCCCAGUAAUUGAUAUUUCUUCUUCAACUGAUUCAGUGAUUGGAGAAAUAAAAGAAGCAUGUGAGGAAUGGGGAUUUUUUCAGGUGGUAAACCAUGGAGUUCCUCAUGAAAAGAGAAAGAAAGCCGAGUAUUUAGCAAGGAAGUUUUUUGGUUUACCCAUGGAGGAGAAGAAGAAGGUGAGAAGAGAUGAAGAAAAUCCAUUGGGAUAUUAUGAUUCUGAGCAUACUAAAAAUGUUAGGGAUUGGAAAGAGAUAUUUGAUUUUACUGUUAAGGAACCAACUCUUGUUCCUGCUUCAUAUGAGAUUGGAAAUGAGGAAAUCAAAGAACUUAGGAAUCAGUGGCCUGAUUAUCCUCCUGAGUUCAGGGCAGCCUACGAAGAAUACACAGAAGAAAUGGUAAAACUAUCAUACAAGCUGUUAGAGCUUAUUGCAUUGAGCUUAGAUGUCCCUGCAGAUUGUUUCAGAGGCUUCUUUGAUGACCAUGCCUCUUUCGUUCGCAUCAAUUACUAUCCGCCUUGCCCCUUCCCUGAACUCGCUCUUGGAGUUGGUCCCCAUAAAGAUUCCGGUGCAUUAACUAUUCUCGCACAAGAUGAUGUUGGAGGACUUGAAGUCAAGCGAAAAAUUGACGGAGUUUGGAUCCUUGUUAAACCCACUCCAGAUGCCUACAUUAUCAAUGUUGGAGAUGUAAUCCAGGUUUGGAGCAAUGACAAGUACGAGAGUGUGGAGCAUAGAGUAAAAGUGAAUCCUAACAAGGAAAGAUUAUCAAUUCCUUUCUUCUUUAAUCCGUCAUACUAUGUGAUGGUUAAGCCUUUGAACGAGUUGAUUGAUAAGCAUAACCCAGCUAAGUACAAGGAAUAUAACUAUGGGAAGUUCUAUACCACAAGAAGGCUAAGCGACUUUAAAAAGCUCAAUGUUGAAAAUAUCCAAAUUCAUCAUUUUAGAAUAGUUGAAUAGUUUAGGAUCUUUUGAGCAAAUAAGCUAGUAUAAUUUGUUAUAUAUUCUAGAAGGAAACUUCUAGAAACAUCUUACACUUCAUUUGGUUGUUGGUAAUAAUUGGUAUGAACGACAAUGGUCAUACUUGUUAUACAUUAUUCAUCUCAAUUUCUUUACAAAAAUCUUUUUUA